AUGGCCGACUACACCGAUGAGCUCUCCAGAGUCUCUGACAGUCUGGAGGAGGAGGAGAAGACCUCGUUUCUCCCUCAUCCAUCUCGUCCCAUCGUGCCAAAGGCAAACCCGAGACCGUUCUGGCUAUGGCCGGUAAUCGGUGUGAACCUGCUGGUGCUGGUUUGCUCCGUGAUAACAUUGUUUGUGACGGUCACUCUGCGCUCCCGGCCAGCCCUAGACUCGGAACGAAACGCCUUGCUAAAACAGACAUCCGCCUACUCACCCCUACUGGAUGAAUUUGACAUCCCUCUUAAACACGUGCACAGCAAGACCAAUUUCUUUGACAAUUCGUCCAUCUUCAGCCAGCUCCCGAGCCCCGAGGUGGACGCCGCGUGGGAGGAGAUCACCCCUCUGCGGCGCGUCUACCUGACCACCGAGCAGGUCAUCAAGCUGGGCAAAGACCCUUCGCUGACGGUGCGCGCGAAGGACCAUCCGGACCUUCACAUUGGGAUUCUGAACGGCAUGCACGAGCUGCACUGCUUGAACCUGAUUCGACAAAACCUUCAUCGCGACUACUACUGGCCGGAUGGCAUCCGGCAUCCGGCGCACUGGCUGCAUCUCUAUCACUGCGUGAACGUGGUCCUGAACGCAUUGACCUGCGCCGGGAACAUGGACGUGGUGACCUUCAAUUGGAUGGAGACCCAAGAGUUCCCUUUUUUCGAUUUCGGGAUCAACCGCGUGUGUCGGGAUUGGGAUCGCAUUCUGGAAUGGCAGACGAAUAACCUCGAGACGGCGACGGCGGAUUCCUUCCGACUGGGCGGGGAGAAGGAGAUCCCCGCCCCGGAUCUGUUGAAGGCCAUGAAUGCGCAGAACCCGGACGAGCGUGUGUUUACCCAUGAUGAUCCGGCGUUGACGGGGAGCAUAGGGCUGUAG
Aspergillus ibericus CBS 121593 is the source of this 912-nucleotide messenger RNA. RefSeq names its product oxidase ustYa family protein. The transcript has 2 exons. NCBI's taxonomy places the organism in Eukaryota, Fungi, Ascomycota, Eurotiomycetes, Eurotiales, Aspergillaceae. The coding region runs from base 1 to 912 and encodes 303 amino acids. Gene Ontology annotation, biological process: mycotoxin biosynthetic process. The record is from RefSeq and is a predicted model, not a curated record.